AUGUCCACAUCCAAGGUCACCACGCCGUCAGCAUCCAAAUCGUCGAACUCAGGCAACACCAAAGAAGGUGGCUCCUCGGCCCCUCGCCAAAGCCGUUUCAGAGGUGAUGUGCCCGCUUUUAAUCCCACUGGCCAGUCUCCCUUCGUGUUGGCCCAACAGUUCCAGAAUCCUCCAUUCCCUCAACAGCCACAACCUUACCAACAUCCACAAAUGAUGUAUGGAGGCCAAGUGCCGGGAGGAUACAUGCAAUACAUGGGCUACCCUGAGUAUAUGAUGGGAUAUCCUUACUUCACCAUGCCUUCAGCGCCAUUCCCACAGCCAUAUAUGGCUCCGCAUAUGAAUAACAUGAACAACUACAUGCCUCCAAACAGCAAACAGAAAAAGUUUUCCAAGGGCCACAAUGCAUACAACAACACUAAUAGUCAUAAUAAUCACCAAAGUCAUUUCAAUGAAGGCGCUCAUGGAGAGCCUUACGGCCCACCUCCACAUGCAAAGUUCAAUCAGUCAUACUCAUCUCGCUCAGAGUCUCCUAGCACAGUUCCAUAUACCUCCCAACAGACGCCCGAGUCGAGCAAUGCUACUACGCUACCCGAGGAAACGCCACCAACAACACAGCAGGAUAUUGAUAGAGAGGCUAAGGAUUCUCCCGAGCCUGUGGCCCCAGCAUCCCAACCAGUAGCCGAAACUCCCGUGGCUGCUACCGAAGAAGAUCAAGAAGUCCAGGUUGCUCCAGAGGAACCUAAAGCUGCACCAGAAGAACAGCCAAAACUCGGCUCCUUGCCGCUUCUAUUCAGCACGUCUCUCGACGAAUACUCUACUUCGAGAUCACAAGAUGCUAGCAACAAACAGAAACUUCUAGCAUCGAAGCACAGCCGUGUCCAAAAAUACGUCCAGCUGCAAAAGACGUCUUCUGGCGCCAUCGCUAAUCCAAUCAUCAACAAGAAUGGCACCCGCAAUGUUGUUGACCAUUCAAGUGGAAAGACCGUUAACGAACUUAUAUACCCGGCUGAAAAGUCCACUUCUGAUGCAUCCAACGCUUCUAACGACCCCAAUGCUCCUAAUGAUAACGACCUGAAUGACAAUACCUCGACAACAAGACCUUCAAACUGGGCUGCUAUUCUACAGACUACUGCCACCAAGAAGGCUCCCAAGAAGACUACAGCAACAUCAAAGAGUUCACAAGCUCCUAUUGAAAGCAAGUCUGCUUCACCAGCUCCCGCAUCUAUUACUGACGGGCCACAAUCCCUAGGCUUGUUGCUGUUGAAGAUGUUGUUUGACCCAGAGUUCUCCUUCAGUUCAUUGCCCUCAUACUCCAUUAAUCCAAGAGGGUUGACAAACACAGGUAAUAUUUGUUACAUGAAUGCCGUGCUUCAGUGUCUUAUGUUUUGUGAGCCUUUCAAUAAACUUAUUCGCCACGUUGAUGAGAAGGCUGUUGGCACUCUCGACAAGAAAUCGCUGCAGCCAAUCGUUGAUGCUACAAUUCAUUUCAUCAAGGACUUUUUGAAGGUGGCUGCACCAAAUGGAGCAAAUGGAAGUAACGGCACUCUUAACAGCCAAGGUAUUGUUGUUGGCCGCCCACUUUCUCCUGAGGUACUUUAUCAAAGACUUGUUGAAAACACGAAGUUCAGACAUCUUAAGUGGGGUCAGCAGGAAGACGCUGAAGAGUUCUUGACCUAUUUCUUGGACGGUCUCCACGAAGAUUUCGUCAAAGCUGAGGCUGACGUUGCAUCUGCACAGAUUGACGAGCUUGUUAGCUUGUGUCAGCUGAAGUUUAACGACAGCACGAGUAAGCAGAAUGUCAAGAGCAAGAUCAAGACAGCCUACCGUGUAACCAAGCAGUUGGUCAACCAAGGUGAAGAGGUUGAAGCACUGGAUGAAGAGGAAGAAGCAAAUGGAUGGUCAGAGGUCGGCAGCGGGAAACGGGUUUCCAAAAAGAGGGUUGUCGAUGUUGAACCAUCACCGAUCACCCUGAUUUUUGGCGGCAGGUUCCGUAGUGUCUUGACUAUCCCUAAGGGCAAAGAGUCACAGUCCAUCACAGUUGAUCCUUUCAGAUGUAUGCUGGUUGACAUCUCGCAAAAGGAUGUUUCUACCAUUGAAGAUGCCUUGUGGAGUCUGCACCAGAUUGAGAAAAUCCCAUUCAAGAUUGACGCUGAGCGGGAGGUGACGGCCAAAAAGCAAACAUUUAUUGACCAGCUCCCCGAAGUUUUACUCCUUCAACUUAAGAGAUUUGCAUAUCAGCAAGAGCCCGAGAGCCAGAAUUUUAGCAGAGAGGGGUCGACAGAACCUAACGGAAAGGAUGCUGUCAGCUAUGGUACGAUAGAAAAAGUCAUGAAGGAUGUCAAGUUUGGCUUGGACUUGGAAAUUCCCCCAGAAUGUCUUUCUACCACGCUUCGGGCAGCUGACCCUAAACCAACCUAUAAGCUCGUCGGUGUCAUUUACCACCACGGCCGUAACGCUGAAGGCGGGCAUUACACCUGUGAUGUUUUCCGGAACGGCAUGGCCGAAUCCAGCAGCGUCGGCGACAAGAAAUGGUUGCGUAUUGACGACACCUCCGUGGAAGCAAUCAGCUCCGAUGCGGUCGUGGAAACGCCCGAGGCAAACGACAAGAGUGCUUACAUUUUGAUUCCAUUCGCUAUGCAACUUACUAACAUCGCUGCCGCCGCUGCCAUUGCUGGUGUCGCCGCCGCCCACAACAUCACCGUCACCACCAACGUUGUUGUCACUGACUACACCACUUACUGCCCUGAGCCAACUCAUGUGGUUGUUAACAACAAGACCAUCACUGUCACCGAGGCCACCACCUUGACUGUCACUGGCCCUUGUACCAUUCCAACCACUUUCAUCCAGGAGAAGCCAACCACUACUCCAGGUGAGCCAGAGCAGCCAAGCAAGACCCACCCAGGUAAGCCAACCACUGUUGCCGGUGAGCCAACUCCAGGUCCAGGUAAGCCAACUGAGGGUCCAGGUAAGCCAACUGAAGGUCCAGGUAAGCCAACCACCGUCGCUGGUGAGUCAACCCCAGGUCCUUCUCACGGUGAGGAGGGCACCUCUACCACCGUCGUCAACGUUUCCACUUUCGUGAACGGCGCUGGUAAGGUUGCUGCCGGUGCUGCUGCCGGUUUCGCCGCUAUCGCUGCUGCUCUUGUUUAA
This is a messenger RNA of Candidozyma haemuli, 3150 nucleotides long. RefSeq names its product mRNA-binding ubiquitin-specific protease. The transcript is spliced from 2 exons. Gene Ontology annotation, biological process: protein deubiquitination. The record is from RefSeq and is a predicted model, not a curated record. NCBI's taxonomy places the organism in Eukaryota, Fungi, Ascomycota, Pichiomycetes, Serinales, Metschnikowiaceae. Gene Ontology annotation, cellular component: nucleus; cytosol. The coding region runs from base 1 to 3150 and encodes 1049 amino acids. Gene Ontology annotation, molecular function: cysteine-type deubiquitinase activity; cysteine-type endopeptidase activity.